CCUUUAUUUAUAUAGCGCUUUAAACAAAAUACAUUGCGUCAAAGCAACUGAACAACAUUCAUUAGGAAAACAGUGUGUCAAUAAUGCAAAAUGAUGAUAAUGCAAUCAAUUCAUCAUUGAAUUCAGUGAUGUCAUCUCUGUUCAGUUAAAUAGUGUCUGUGCAUUUAUUUGCAAUCAAGUCAAGGAUAUCGCUGUAGAUGAAGUGACCCCAACUAAGCAAGCCAGAGGCGACAGCGGUAAGGAACCAAAACUCCAUCGGUGACAGAAUGGAGAAAAAAACCUUGGGAGAAACCAGGCUCAGUUGGGGGGCCAGUUCUCCUCUGACCAGAUGAAACCAGUAGUUCAAUUUCAGGCUGCAGCAAAGUCAGAUUGUGCAGAAGAAUCAUCUGUUUCCUGUGGUCUUGUCCUGGUGCUCCUCUGAGACAAGGUCUUUACAGGGGAUCUGUAUCUGGGGCUCUAGUUGUCCUGGUCUCCGCUGUCUUUCAGGGAUGUAGAGGUACUUUCUAGGUGUUGAUCCACCAUCUGGUCUGGAUACGUACUGGAUCCGGGUGACUGCAGUGACCCUCUGAUCUGGAUACAGACUGGAUCUGGUGGCCACGGUGACCUCGGAAUAAGAAAGAAACAGACAAAUAUUAGCGUAGAUGCAAUUCUUCUAAUGAUGUAGCAAGUACAUAGAGUGUUAUGGGAAGUGUUUCCGGUUUACCUAAUUAAUGUAUCCUAAAAAUCCUUUAACGGAUUUGGAUAUUAAAAGCAUAUUAGUAUGUUAUGUGUAAGCCAGGUUAAAUGAAAAAAAGGUUAAAAAAAGAUGUGGGAACAAGUCAAGCAUGGGGUGUGCCACAUCUAGGAUACCACAUUGUGCACUUUUGGGGAAGAAGAGUGUGUGUGUUUGUGGGCUGGCUUCAUGGCAUUGACUGGACUAAAGAAACCACUCAUCCAGUCUAUUCCAUACUAGUUCAGUGGGAGGGGACCAUUCCAGCUUGAGCUUCUCCACCGCCUUAGAUAUGAUGCGCAGCAGAUCCUGAUCUGCGUGACUAGGUUUGUAAAUCUCACUGUGAUGAGAGUCAAAGUCAUCCAUGUGGCUGGCUAACCAAUCUUCCAGAUCUGAAGCCGUGGAGGACAUGGCAUCAUCACAGUCUUUCUUAGGCAUGCCAAGAAAUCCACCGGAGAGAGUUGAUCUGGAGAGCAGGGACCACACGGACGUUAUGCCGGCAUAACCUCACUGACAGCAGUGUUGGUUUCUGCAACCAGUGGCCAUUGCUUCUUACUUUGCAGCUGUGGAGUAACAGCAGAGGAGAAAGAUGGCAGAUAGGGAGUAGAUGCAUCACUGAGUGCGAGGGCUACCUUCCUGUAGAGAGUCCUGACACCUUUAGAGUCACAGUAAGGGCAGUAGGGCUCAUCAGUGGUGGACUUUGCUUGGACACGGCCCAGAUGCAGAUGCACCUAUCCUGAUUGGCUGGGAGCUGUAGAGGUCCCAAACAGGAAGCACAAAGUUUGAAGGACAUAUCUUAUAUUUUCACUACAUUUAUCCACCUUUGGUGUAAACCACUGCUGUAUAAGGGGUGCCACACCCCUCAUUUCUAUGCACUUGAGAGCCAUUGGCCAUUGUAGGGUUAGGAUUUACUAUUCUAAGAAGAAAGGUGUUUCCCCAGUGCAUCAGCUAGCUGUAUGAAACAUCGAGAGACAUCUCGAAAGGGAACCACUAGGUACAUCCUGCCUUAUGAACAACUGGUAAAACCAAAUAAUGUAUAGAUUUAGUUACAUACUAGUUUUUAGUUACUAAGCCUCUAGUGUGGACCCAACACAGGUAAAUAGAGUUCUGUUUUACGUCUUAAGCAAAUACACACAAAAUUAUGUCUGAAUGGCUCUUGACGAGUAUUCUCAUAAGUACUGUAUAUGCAUUUCUUAUAUUAAUAAUGUUGAUCAAACAGCAAAAGAGAAAGAGGGGGCAUGACCUAAAGGGUUGAAAACCACUGAUCUACAUGAUAUACUAACAAUUUUUGUCAUUGCUUUGUUUGACAGUGAAAACAUAGCAUAAGGAUGGAACAAACUAUAGCAAUAUUAUAAUAAACCCAAAAGUCAAAUAAAUAAAUAAAAACAGUUAUGCAAGCUUCCAUCUAUUGGUUAUAUGUUUAUAUGUCAUUUUCAUCUUAAGUUGUUUUCCGCUGGGAUUUUUGGUUAAUUUUUAAAGUUAAUUUUACUGCAUAACCGUAGAUAUAUAUCAGUGACAAAAUAAAAAUAUUGCAAUGUCAAUUUUUUCCCAAUGUCAUGCAGCCCUAAUAUUUUCUAAAAGUGCCUGCGUAGGAUCUGUAGUUCAGUGAAAUAACAGAUAUGCAAGUGAAAAGUGAUUAGAAUUGUUAUUUUUGCAAGGCAACGUUGUUCAAUUCACUGUAAUGGGAAGAAAUGAAACGGUUAUUUUAAAAGCUCACACCAUUGCACAUGUAUAACUCCAUUGGCAAGGUUUUGGGGAGCAUUUACUUUAGAGAAGUACUGAAGUGGCUGAAAAUCACAUUUGAGGUUUUAAUUUACAAAAUCACAGAUAAACCAACAGUCAGUUUACCCAGUAAACUGUAAAAAAAAAAAGGUGCCAGAGUCACUGUAUAGCAUGCGUUUGUAUGUUUUACCAACAGUGGCUGAAAUUUAUUUGGUAAAAUGAUUUGUUUUUAACUUUAUUGUUAAGGCAACACUUAUGGUGAUGGUUUGAGGGGGGAUUUCUCAAAGACACUUAAAAUGUUCUUCUUUUCUGUAUCUGAUGUUCUAUGUGCUAUUAGUGUGAUGCAGCCAACAUGAACGGUUGUCUUGUGUUGCACACCCUUUCCAACACUGCGACACGAUCGCCCCAGGGAGAAAAGCGCCCAUGCUUGAUAUCGUAUGGUUCAUGACCAAUAUGUUUCCAGUACAGGAAAAAUCCCUGAAGAAGCAAAGGCACUCUCACUUUUGGCCCCCGCCACCCCAGUGACCAGCCUGAUGAGCGGAGGAGGACUUCUGCCCAUUCCUAGCCCCUCUACACUACAGAAUCGAGGUCUUCCUUUAGCUAAUCUGGGGGUCCUGAAGUCUAGUUUGGACACAUCAGUGGCGGCUCUAAAUGCAAUUGCUUCACAGCCUCCACUCACGGGAAAUGUAGAUCCCUCUAAAAUUGAUGAGAUCAGGAGGACGGUGUAUGUCGGCAAUUUAAAUUCACAGAGCACCACAGCAGAUCAGCUCCUCAAGUUCUUCAAGCAAGUGGGAGAUGUCAGGUUUGUCAGAAUGGCAGGAGAUGAAACCCAACCUACACGUUUUGCUUUUGUGGAGUUUGCUGAUCAGGAAUCGGUGUCACGAGCGCUUACAUUUAACGGAGUUAUGUUUGGCGACAGACCACUAAAGAUUAACCACUCCAAUAAUGCCAUAGUGAAGCCUCCAGAGCUCACACCUCAAGCUGCGGCCAAAGAGCUGGAGGAUGUGAUGAAGAAAGUCAGAGAGGCUCAGUCAACCAUCGCUGCUGCUAUCGAGCCAGAUGAUAAAAUUCAUUCAUCCAGUAGGUCUAGAUGUUCCAGAGGGUCCAGAUCUCACUCUCGCUCGCCAUCACAUUCACAAAGAAAGCGAUCUAGAUCCAGUCACAGGGGCCGCCUGUCCCAGACAUCCCGACAGAGGGUGAAUGACUCCCAGGGCCCCCAUAGGAGACGCUCACAUUCCCGAGAAAGGAAACACAGCCAGAGUCGAUCUCAUUCUAGGGACCAAAGGAAGGACAAGGACACCAAAGCAAGGAAGGACGAUGACUGGGAAGAAAAGAGGCCGCGGGACAAAAAGGGAAGGACGCCUCCCAAAGGAUACAGUGGCUCUAGACGUUCCCACAGUAUAAGCAGAGUCCAUAAGAAAAGAAGCAGAUCUCGAUCCAGGUCACCAAGGCGGAGAGCCAGGUCACCGUCACCAUCUAAAAGAGGCAGGAAAGAUAAAAAGAGGGAUAAAGGAUGGGACAGUAGCAGGGAAAGGACCGAGAGCUCAACAUCCAGGAGGAAAAGCAGGGAUUAUGAACAUAAAGCUAAGACAUCACUGAUGGAGAGGUGCUAUGAGCAGGCGGACUGCGAGUAUGACAGUGACGUGGAUGGCUCGGGCUCCGUGGGUAGUGACAUCAGAUCUCCUCAAACUUACCUCAACGGAAGCUAUAGGAGCACUUACGCCGAGGAGGAUGAUCUCUCUGCAGCCGACUGAUUCACAUGUACCCAGAAUGCCAAGAACACUGAUGUUGUGACUGGAGAGCAUUGCUUCAUGUAUCACACUGUAACAGCCGUCACUCCUUUUGAAGGAGUCAUAUGAUAUUCAUAUGGAUGAAAAUAUAAAGUUUUGGAUAGUUCUUUAUUGUGAUGAGAGAUGCGGUUUAUUGAAUGAAGGUGCUUGUAUUGAGGUCACUUGUUUUGUCAGGUCUGCAUUUUUCUUUUGCAUGUAACUUUGUGUUUAGACUCUAGUGAAAAGAUGUUUCAUGCGAUUUUGUUUCUCUUUUUGGUCUGUCGUACUAAACCAAAGCCAUUAUUAGUGUGAAUCUAAAAAAAAUGUUUUGCAUUUAGCAUUUUUCUUUUGAUGUUUUAGUACAUAUUCCUUAAAACUCUUAUCAUUACUAUAAUGUAAAAAAUUUAUCUGGACAGAAUUAAAA
This is a messenger RNA of Carassius gibelio (silver crucian carp), 4624 nucleotides long. It is a transcript of the gene srek1, whose product is annotated as splicing regulatory glutamine/lysine-rich protein 1. Gene Ontology annotation, cellular component: nucleoplasm. Bases 2869 to 4185 code for a protein of 438 amino acids. Gene Ontology annotation, molecular function: RNA binding. The transcript has 11 exons. NCBI's taxonomy places the organism in Eukaryota, Metazoa, Chordata, Actinopteri, Cypriniformes, Cyprinidae. The record is from RefSeq and is a predicted model, not a curated record.